UUGACGCCAUUUUCGCCCUUCAAAGGAGGUUUUGUAACUCUUUUUGAGUGGAAAAUUAAACAACAAUUUCUGUGUGGCAAGUUACAGACUCCCUGAAAAUUGUCAUAUAGGAGUCCUCUGCACAAAUUAUUCUUCAAAAUGGCAGGGGCCCAACAAGUGUUUGAGACGCCCUCACAGUCGACACGCUUCGUCUACACAUCAGACCGCCACCCGCGAGAAACGUUAGAGAUGAUCAACAUCCUUCGCAGGCAGCGUGAACUUUGCGACGUCGUUAUCGUAGUCAACGAGAACAAAAUCUAUGCCCACCGGAUAAUCCUGUCUGCGUGUAGUCCGUACUUUCGUGCAAUGUUCACCGGAGAGUUGGCCGAGAGUCGCCAGACCGAGGUGACGAUACGAGACAUUGACGAGCGGGCCAUGGAGCAACUCAUAGACUUUGCGUAUACGUCGACCAUCACGGUAGAAGAGAGCAAUGUACAGACGCUCCUUCCUGCGGCGUGUCUCUUGCAACUGUCCGAGAUUCAGGAGGCGUGCUGUGAGUUUCUGAAGAGACAGCUCGAUCCAUCGAACUGUUUAGGCAUCAGGGCAUUUGCCGACACUCACGCCUGUAGGGAUUUGCUGCGAGUGGCAGAUAAAUUUACACAACAGAACUUUUUACAGGUCAUGGAGAGUGAGGAGUUUAUGCUUUUGCCAGUCAAUCAGCUGAUCGAGAUCACGGGCAGCGAUGAGCUGAACGUACGCAGUGAAGAACAGGUCUACAGUUCAGUCAUAUCAUGGGUCAAAUACAACAUACCGGAGAGGAGGAGUGAAUUAUCAAAGGUCCUCCAGCAUGUCCGUCUCCCUCUUCUCAACCCCAAAUUCCUAGUGGGCACCGUCAGCACAGAUCUUCUCAUCCGGAGCGACGAGGCGUGUCGAGAUCUCGUUGACGAGGCCAAGAACUACCUCCUGCUUCCCCAGGAGAGACCAUUGAUGCAGGGUCCGAGGACGAGACCCAGGAAGCCCAUCCGAUGUGGAGAAGUGCUCUUUGCUGUUGGCGGAUGGUGCAGCGGCGAUGCCAUCUCCAGUGUGGAGCGGUUUGACCCUCAGAGUGCUGAAUGGCGGAUGGUUGCACCAAUGAGCAAGAGACGUUGUGGGGUGGGCGUGGCAGUGCUAGAUGACCUUCUCUAUGCGGUCGGAGGUCACGAUGGGUCGUCGUAUCUCAAUAGUAUAGAGAGAUACGAUCCUCAGACCAACCAGUGGAGCAGCGACGUUGCACCGACGAGCACCUGCAGGACCAGCGUCGGCGUCGCUGUGCUGGAUAACUUCAUGUAUGCAGUGGGCGGCCAGGAUGGGGUGUCGUGUCUCAACAUAGUAGAAAGAUACGAACCUCACGCUAAUCGUUGGACUCGUGUAGCCUCCAUGAGUACGCGUAGACUCGGUGUCGCCGUGGCCGUUCUCGGUGGCUUCCUGUACGCCGUAGGGGGCUCGGACGGCACGUCACCCCUCAACACUGUCGAGCGCUACGACCCCCGGUCCAACAAGUGGACGCCGGUCGCCCCCAUGGGGACGCGGCGGAAACAUCUCGGUUGCGCCGUCUAUAACGAUAUGUUGUACGCUGUCGGGGGGAGAGACGACCAGACUGAGCUGAGCAGUGCGGAGAGGUACGAUCCGACGACGAAUACGUGGAAGCCCAUUGUCGCCAUGAAUUCAAGACGAAGUGGGGUUGGACUAGCGGUAGUCAAUGGCCAGCUGAUGGCUGUUGGAGGGUUUGAUGGCACAACGUACCUGAAGACAGUGGAAGUCUAUGACCCAGAAACAAAAUCGUGGCGCAUGUGCGGCAGUAUGAACUAUCGACGGCUCGGUGGAGGGGUUGGGGUGGUCAAGCUACCACAAUCAGAACCCAGUGUCUGGUGACGAACUCUAACCCAUGUUGCCAUAUGUUAUAUGAGAGUGCUUCAGCAGCAGUCCUGGUGCCGGAUGACAUUCUACCACAUGAGGGUGCCGCAGGGCUAAAAGCUUGUCCCUCCAGCACUCAUCCACAGGAUGGUGCUGCAUGACUCGUUGCUUGUCCAUCCAGGAGGGUGCCACAAGGGUCUUUGUUAGGCCCUCCAGCUUUGUCCACAGAAGAGUGCCUCAUGGCUCAUUGCUUGGCUCUAGGGCACUUUUCUAAAGGAUGGUGCUGCAGGGCUCACUAGUUGGCCCUUCAGCACUCAUCCACAGGAUGGUGCUGCAUGACUCGUUGCUUGGCCAUCCAGGAGGGUGCCACAAGGGUCUUUGUUAGGCCCUCCAGCUUUGUCCACAGGAGAGUGCCUCAUGGCUCAUUGCUUGGCUCUAGGGCACUUUUCUAAAGGAUGGUGCUGCAGGGCUCACUAGUUGGCCCUUCAGCACUUAAACACAUGAGGGUGCCACAUGGCUCGUUGCUUGGCCCUCCAGCACUCAAACACAGGAGGGUACCACAGGGCUCGUUGAUUGGCCCUUCACCACUCUGCCACAGGAGGGUGCGGCAGGGCUCAAUGCUCAUCCCUCCAGCUGUAUCAUAUUGUGAGGUCUCAAGUCCAGCUUUGUCUGAUUGUUUUAAUAGUCUACCAAUUUGUGACUGUGGUUUUGUAGGUGUCGUCAACAUUUUUGGUUUGUGCAGAAUUAAACUAGGUGUAUGUCAAUGUCAAAACCAAUGUCAACUCAAAAUCUAAAAUUGUGGGCUCUAUGAAAGAACUGAAAUUGUUCUUGAUGCGUGCCUGCCUGCUGACAUGAAAACCAUGUGUACACAAGGCAUAAAAAUUGUUUUCAUUUACAUGUACAUUACGAACACAAUAUAUUUUAGUUUGCGCUACUGAUGAAGAGGAUUGUAGAUGAUGGCUCCUUUGCCUCAACAAAGUGAAAGAACAGGAGAGUCCAAACUUUGUUUGACAAGAUUCUGCAGUAUGUUUACAACUCAAUCGGUUUCACUAAGUAUUUCCUCAUUGUCUUAAGAUUAGUUCAUGUCAGGGGCUCACCCAGAGGAGCACAUUGGGGUCGACCCGGAAAAGCUAAACGAACGCACGAGUUGGUUGUGAGUAGAAGGAAAACUGGAGGCCUGUAAACCUUAUCGCAAAUACUCGGUACGCAUGUGUUAGGCGUGGAAUGAGGUGCAUGCUGGUCUAGCUAGCGAUCGCUAGUUAGGCCAGCAUGCACCUCAUUCAACACUUAAUGGGUAUUUGCGGAAAAGGUCUAUGGCCACCCAUACCCAAAAGUAAGAUGUUUUGCUACUACUCUGAGGUAGAAGUUUUCCACCAUACAAAGGCUUUCAAAAAUAUUAUUGCCAAACAAGGAAUGUUUGGCCUUCAAAGAUUUGAAUAUUAUACACAUUAAGUUUGUCAACAUAUGAAGUUUAGGCCUUUUUCAAAACAGAGAAAAAGAUAUUUCAGCUGUGUUGUAUUCAUCAGAGACAGUAGCUUUGUAAAACUUUAACCUUAAAUGUAGAAAAUUGACAGUAUAUAAUUUAAAACAUUGCUAAAAGAUUGUCGUCAAUGAAAGACUUUUGUAAAUUGAGCUAAAAUUUUGCUGAGCACCAGUCACAACAAUGUAAACUUAAUGUAAUUUUGGCUGGUAACCUGUUUCUACUAAGCAAUUCGUUUCUGUGCUAAGCAAGAAUUUGUGCUUUACGGGCUUUAUGAAAGUGGGCUCUUUUUGUGUGUGGCACAAUUCAGUGCUCAGUUUCGUAGAGCUCGUUAAGCCCCCAAUUGCUAAGCAAAAUAUAAUUGUGCUUAAAGACAUGGACACUAUUGGUAAUUGUCAAAGACCAGUCUUCUAACUUGCUGUAUCGCAACAUACAUUAACCAUUCUGUGAAAAUUUGAGCUCAAUUGGUCAUUGAAGUUGCGAAAUAACUAUGAAAGAAAAAUCACCCAUGUCAG
Asterias rubens (European starfish) is the source of this 3867-nucleotide messenger RNA. Its product is annotated as kelch-like protein 20. The transcript is spliced from 8 exons. Lineage: Eukaryota; Metazoa; Echinodermata; Asteroidea; Forcipulatida; Asteriidae. The coding region runs from base 139 to 1890 and encodes 583 amino acids. Gene Ontology annotation, molecular function: protein binding. The record is from RefSeq and is a predicted model, not a curated record.